UUGUAUGUUUUAUGUAGUGUUUUUGGAUUUGCCUACAAAUUUGAAAUUUAUUCUGGCCAAGACAUUUCGACAAGACCUGAAGCUACCAGACAAAAAAGAGAUGAUGAAAAAAAUACCCCUAGGGGUACUUAUGAAGAAAGAACAGCGUCAUAUGAGGGAGUUGAUUUAGCUUGCAUAGCAUGGAAGGACAAUAAAAUAGUGACUAUGUUAUCAAGUUACGUAGGAACAGAGCCUGUUUCAACCGUCAAAAGGUUUGAUAAAAAGACGAGAGAAAGAAUUGAUAUAUUGUGUCCAAAGUCCAUUACAGAAUAUAACAGUCAUAUGGGGGGUGUUGACUUGUUAGAUAGUUUCUUGGGUAGAUAUCACAUAAGAGUAAAAUCUCGUAAAUGGUAUAUUCGUAUAUUUUUCCAUUUGUUUGAUCUGGCUGUUAUCAACUCCUGGAUUAUAUAUAAAAAUAAUGCAAUAAAAGAAAAUGUUGCAAAAAAGAACAUUUUAAACUUAGGUGAGUUCAGAAACGAGCUGGCCUAUGUUUUAUGUAACUCAGGCACAAACGAAAAUAAAAGAGGUCGGCCUAGCUCUUCCAGCCUGGAGCAGGAGUUGCAAGCUAAGAAGAAGAGGUUACAAUCAAAACCAAUCCCUCCAUUGGAUAUACGGAUGGAUGGUCUAGGGCACUGGCCAGAUGUUGGUGUGUCGCUUCGUUGUAAGUAUCCACAUUGUACAGGAUACACCACCAUAAGCUGUGCCAAAUGUGGCAUAAAUUUAUGCCUAAACAAAAAUAAUAACUGUUUUACUAGGUUUCACACUACCUAA
This is a messenger RNA of Parnassius mnemosyne (clouded apollo), 810 nucleotides long. Lineage: Eukaryota; Metazoa; Arthropoda; Insecta; Lepidoptera; Papilionidae. The record is from the annotation of a GenBank genome assembly.